Messenger RNA from Aspergillus tanneri, 282 nucleotides. RefSeq lists its product as uncharacterized. NCBI's taxonomy places the organism in Eukaryota, Fungi, Ascomycota, Eurotiomycetes, Eurotiales, Aspergillaceae. The transcript has 2 exons. The record is from RefSeq and is a predicted model, not a curated record. The coding region runs from base 1 to 282 and encodes 93 amino acids.
AUGACUUUGUUGGACAGCAUGCUAUGUGAUGGAGAUGCAAAAAAUCCCCAGCCCAAGGCCAAUAUCGAUCAAUUAACCGAAUUCCACACUAAGGGUGAGAAUAUCAAAACUGGGAAGCAUGAGGAGCACCGCGUAAAGCUAAAGGAGUGGAUUGGCAAUCUACGCAAAGGCAAGGACCUUCUAUCCGAAGCGGACGCGGUCAUUGAUGCACAGAUGGGCGGCCUCAAGUCUGCUCGCGAAGAGGCCUACGGCCAUAGCAAUCGGAUGGUGCCUCCCUUUUAA